AUGCCGGAACACACUUGGAAAGUCUCCGCACCGGUAUCCCGCAUCACCACACCUCCACCGGCUUCCAUCACUCCCCUUCUAGAACAUACGACGCUCUUAGGGAAAACCGCCGUCAUCAGUGGAUCGUGUUCUGGCAUAGGGGCAGCAAUCGCACUAGAGCUUUCCUCACGCGGCUGCAACGUGGUCAUCAAUUACCCAUAUCAAUCCCUCGAGCUGGACGCACUCGCUUUAUCCAAUAGGCUCACACCCCGAGCAAUCGCCGUCUGUGCUGAUAUCUCGACACUCGACGGUCCUCAAACUCUCAUUGAUGCAGCAGUGAAGGAAUUCGGGAAGAUUGAUAUCUUGGUCAACAAUGCCGCAAUAGCAAUUAACCUCCCAUUCGAAGAGCAAACCAUGGAGCACUGGACCUCACUUGUCGACCUGAAUGGCCGAGGAACAUUCCUCCUUACCCAAGCCGUACUCCCUCACCUCUCGAAAACAGACUCAAGAAUAAUCAACAUUGAUAGUAUCUCUUCCCGGGCAGCACCUGCUAUGCAAACGAUCUAUGCCGGGACGAAAGGAAUGGUGGAUUCCUUUACUCGAUGCUGGGCGAAAGAACUACCCCCGAAGUACGGAUGCACAGUCAACGCUGUUAGUCCGGGACCCACGAUGACAGAGGGGUUUGCAGCGGCCGGAGAGGCAUUCAUAAAGAUGAUGCAGCCUGUGCUGGAUCAAACGCCCGUAGGAGCACGCAUGGCGAAGCCGGAUGAGAUUGCCUUUGCUGUGGGAUUUUUGUGUGAACCUAGGGCUAGUUGGAUCAAUGGGCUCAAUUUGACGGCGAGCGGGGGUUUAUUUAUUGAUUGA
Venustampulla echinocandica is the source of this 843-nucleotide messenger RNA. RefSeq lists its product as uncharacterized. NCBI's taxonomy places the organism in Eukaryota, Fungi, Ascomycota, Leotiomycetes, Helotiales, Pleuroascaceae. Bases 1 to 843 code for a protein of 280 amino acids. The record is from RefSeq and is a predicted model, not a curated record. The transcript has 2 exons.